AUGUACAACCUAGGCGAGGUUGAAGGCUGGGCUUACACUUUGCCUUCUCGGAAUCUAUUCAUCGAUCGACAAGACAUUGAUGGUAGCUCGUAA
Messenger RNA from Parastagonospora nodorum SN15, 93 nucleotides. RefSeq lists its product as hypothetical. Lineage: Eukaryota; Fungi; Ascomycota; Dothideomycetes; Pleosporales; Phaeosphaeriaceae. The transcript is spliced from 2 exons. The record is from RefSeq and is a predicted model, not a curated record. The coding region runs from base 1 to 93 and encodes 30 amino acids.